AAUUGGUCUGGGAGUCUUAUUGUAGCCUCUUUAACUGGUGCUUUUGGGUCAUCUUUUCUUUACGGUUACAAUCUCUCGGUGGUGAACGCUCCGGCAGCGUAUAUCAAGAAGUUUUACAAUGAAACAUGGGAAAGAAGAUAUGGCUUCUCAGUGGAUGAAAGCACGCUGACUCUCCUCUGGUCUAUAACUGUUUCUAUUUUUGCCAUUGGUGGCCUUGUGGGUGCCAUUAUUGUUACCCCAAUCGUAAAGUUCUUCGGACGGAAAUGCACGUUGCUCCUCAAUAAUGUGUUUGCAGUGACAGCUGCCUUGUUGAUGUCCCUCUCCUUGCUGGUGGGGUCAUUUGAAAUGCUCAUACUGGGACGCAUUAUAAUGGGUGUUGAUGCAGGUAUUUCUCUAAGUGCCCUUCCCAUGUAUUUGAGUGAAAUAUCUCCUAAGGAAAUCCGUGGUUCAUUGGGUCAGGUCACAGCAAUUUUCAUCUGUAUUGGUGUUUUUGCUGGUCAAGUUUUGGGGCUGCCAGAAAUAUUUGGGCAAGAAUCUCGGUGGCCUUACUUAUUUGGAGCGAUCGUUGUUCCUUCAUUGAUACAAGUCAUGAUUCUGCCUUUUCUUCCUGAAAGUCCUCGUUACCUCCUACUUGAAAAACAUAACACGAGCAAGGCAGAGAAAGCAUUUCAGACCUUCCUUGGGAAAGACGACGUGUCUCAUGAAGUAGAAGAAGUUUUGGCAGAGUCUCGGGUCCAAAGAAACACCAAGUUAGUGACAGUACUUCAGCUCCUGAGAACCCGCGCUGUGCGUUGGCAGGUCAUUACCGUGGUCAUCACCAUGGGCUGCUACCAGCUCUGCGGACUAAAUGCUAUCUGGUACUACACAAACAGCAUCUUUAGCGAAGCUGGGAUCGAUCAUGAAACAAUCCCCUAUGUUACCCUAAGUACUGGUGCUGUUGAGACUGUGGCUGCUGUUUUUUCUGGCUUAGUUAUUGAACGGCUCGGACGCAGGCCUCUUCUCAUCGGGGGUUUUGGGUUGAUGGUUCUCUUCUUCGCAGUACUUACUGUCUCUCUAACUUUACAGAAAACCGUGCAUUGGCUUCCUUAUCUCAGUAUAUUUUGCAUCCUUGCAAUCAUUGCAUCGUUCUGCAUUGGACCAGGUGGCAUUCCGUUUGUCCUCACCGGAGAGUUUUUCCAGCAGUCCCAGAGGCCAGCUGCCUUCAUGAUAGCUGGGACAGUCAACUGGCUCUCCAACUUCGCAGUCGGACUGCUCUUCCCUUUCAUUCAGGGUGCGUUACAGACCUACUGCUUCCUGGUGUUUGCUGCCAUCUGCUUUGCAGGAGCUGCCUACCUGUUUUUUGUCCUGCCUGAAACAAAACAUAAGACAUUUAACGAGAUCAGCCAGGCAUUUGCCAAAAGGAAUAAAGUAACUUUAGAAAUGCAAGAAAUGAACCACUACCCGGGGGAGAGGAAAUCGAGUGCAGAACAAGAAUCAAACUUCACGUCUUCGGUGGACAACGGCGAAACCAAGAAAGGGAUUGUGUAA
This is a messenger RNA of Egretta garzetta (little egret), 1527 nucleotides long. RefSeq names its product solute carrier family 2 member 9 (gene SLC2A9). Gene Ontology annotation, biological process: monosaccharide transmembrane transport. Gene Ontology annotation, cellular component: membrane. The record is from RefSeq and is a predicted model, not a curated record. Gene Ontology annotation, molecular function: hexose transmembrane transporter activity. NCBI's taxonomy places the organism in Eukaryota, Metazoa, Chordata, Aves, Pelecaniformes, Ardeidae. The annotation marks the transcript as partial. The transcript is spliced from 11 exons.